AUGAAUCCCUUCAAAGCAUCUUAUGACUUCAUUAUUGUAGGAGCUGGUCCGGCUGGUUGCACUGUUGCUUCCCGUCUGGCAGAUGCAUUGCCGAACAAGACUAUUUUGCUGGUUGAUGCUGGUGGUAUGAACGAUGAUCCUAGUCUUCAGAACUUUGGGGAUAGAUUCUGGACGUUGGGAGAGCCAGGCUACAAUUGGGGCUAUCGGAACACUCCACAAGUCAAUCUCGCGGGGAGGGAAAUUACUUACGACAGAGGAAAAGGACUUGGCGGCAGUACUGCUGUCAAUUUUUGUGUUUGGACCAGAGGACCGCAAGCGGACUUUGACCGAUGGGCGGAAAUGGUAGAAGAUGAAACGUGGGACUGGCAUCAUGUCCUGGAGCGCUACAGAAAGCCGCCUGCUAACCUGACGAUCAUGACAGAAGCAGCUGUUGAUCGGCUGCUAUUCGAAGGCCAAAAGUGCAUUGGCGUAGAGAUCUCAGGGAAAGAGGCUUUGGCACAGGAAGUCAUUUUAUCUGCUGGCGCGAUUGACUCACCUAAAUUGCUCCUACUCUCUGGGGUUGGUCCACAAGAGGAUUUAGCAAAGCACGGAAUUCCUCUUGUUCAUGACUUGUUAGGCAUUGGGAGAAACCUCCGAGAUCAUCUAUGGUUAGAGCUCGUUACCACUCAAAAGCCAGGCGCUCACCAUCGGACAUCUCACAUCACUAGUCCAGAUGAGCUGCAGGAAGCCCGAAGGCAGUGGUUGAAAGACAAGGCAAGUCCACUGAGCGUGAACCUUCAACCUCAGAUGAUAGCCUACCUCAAAAAUAAUAACAUUCUGCACUCCGAGGAAUAUGAGGAUCUUGACAAAAGCGUACGGGAGUCCUAUGAAAAUAAGACAACACCUCAUUAUGAGCUAAUUACUCACCUGCCCAGUCCAAUCUUCAAAGGACCAGACAAUUACAUCGCGACUGGCGUGGCACCGAUGGGUACCCUGUCUUCAGGACAAGUCAAAUUACGUUCAAGCAAUCCUCAGGAUCCGCCUCUGAUUGACCCUAAAUUCCUCUCACAUCCCUUUGAUCGCCGCAAUGCUAUCGAAGCUGUGAGAGAGACACUGAACUUACUAGAUCUACCUGACCUUCGCAAAGAUCGCAUGUGUUUUGCCGAAGGACCAGAUGGGCAAACCGAUGAAGCAUUACUAGUUAGUAAAGGCCUUACGUUUGUGCAAAAAGCUGGCCUAAGUAUGUGGCAUAUGUGUGGGACUGUGCAGAUGGGAAAACCAUCAGCGCCAAGUACCUGCGUCGAUACCAGCUUCCACGUGAUCGGGACACAUGGUUUGAGAGUCGUGGACAUGAGUAUCGCACCAUUCAUGCCAAAUGCUCACACUCAAGCAGUGGCUUACCUCAUUGGUGAAACAGCUGCCGAAAAAAUUAUCAAAGAGUAUACAGGUCAAUGA
This is a messenger RNA of Bacidia gigantensis, 1434 nucleotides long. RefSeq lists its product as uncharacterized. Gene Ontology annotation, molecular function: flavin adenine dinucleotide binding; oxidoreductase activity, acting on CH-OH group of donors. The record is from RefSeq and is a predicted model, not a curated record. Bases 1 to 1434 code for a protein of 477 amino acids. Lineage: Eukaryota; Fungi; Ascomycota; Lecanoromycetes; Lecanorales; Ramalinaceae. The transcript is spliced from 5 exons.